Molecule: messenger RNA, 1899 nt
Organism: Mesorhabditis spiculigera
Lineage: Eukaryota; Metazoa; Nematoda; Chromadorea; Rhabditida; Rhabditidae
Source: the annotation of a GenBank genome assembly
AUGAGAGACGAAGUACGGUCAUGCUGUCUCCGGACGAAGACCGCGUUAAAAAAGAUCAUAACGUUUAUCGUUUCUCAUGUGGGACUUUGCGUGCUGGUUGGUCUCUAUGCCAUUGGUGGGGCAUUCAUGUUCCGAGAGAUCGAAUACCCUUAUGAGAAGACAUUCCAGGGACAUAUCAAGAACAAAACACGGGAGGUCGUCGAAGAUCUAUACGACUACGUGAAGGCCCAAGAUGUCAUCGAGGAAGCAGCCGUAAAAGCAAAAAUGUUCGAUCUCCUGAAACAUUUCGAACGAAACCUCACCAAUGCCGUCAACUACGAAGGCUACGACGAUUCCGAUGAGCACCGGACAACCCAGAAAUUCCAAUGGACAUUUUCCGGGGCGCUUCUUUAUUCGAUCACCGUGUUUACAACGAUCGGUUAUGGGCACAUUUGCCCGAAGACCGUUCAAGGAAGAGUGCUCACCAUUUUCUACUCGAUGCUCGGCAUCCCAUUGAUGCUCCUUUGUCUUGCCAAUAUCGCCGAGAGUUUGGCCUCCGUGUUCACCUACAUCUACUUCAAAGUCUGUUGCGCCUACUGUCGAUGGCAGAAAAACCGACGCCGGAUACGCAGGGCAGCCUUGUCCUUCCGCUACCAUCCAAAUGCCGCGAUUAAUGUCAAACGAGCCCAAUCAUCCCGUUCGGCCCAGCGGUAUAAUACUGUAAAGCGGCACACUUCCUUGAAUCGCCCUCGACGUCCUUUGAGUGAUACUAAGAGCGUUCGAUCAUUUGAUCGUCGAUAUGAUACUCAGCCGAGCGGCCAAAUGCAAAAAUCGAAUACCGCUGUCAAUAUUGAUUUGAUCGAGCUCGAGGAGCGGAGAUUGAGAAGACCGCAUAAGGGUAGACAUGCUGUCAGUGAAAGCCCGGCUCGACAAAUUAGGGGCGGUAUCGUUGUGCGCGGGCGCGAAGGUGAUGGAGUUCUGGAUUUGAAGGACUUUACACAAGGGCCAUUGGCCGAUUUGACCAGGCAAAGCAGCGAUCGUGCCAGGGUACCAGGAGGCUCUUUCCGAAGGAGAUUGCGUGAAGAACAACAUGGCACAGUGCCUAAUGUUAUUAUAUCCAGGGAUGACGAACAGAAAAUCAAUAGUGAUGUGGAGAAGGAGGAAACGAGUGCACAGUUGUCCUUCUCUGAUGACGAUCUGCAUUACGAUCCUGAUAGGGAUAGGCCGAAACGGGUGCACGGCCGUGACCCACUACGAGAAUUACAAAGGGACGCUUAUAUCGCGUCAAAGCAGAACUCUUUGGAUACAAAUAGUGGAAGAGGGUAUCGCUUACGUGAUGAAUUGGACGAAGGAAAAUCAUACCGUUCACAACGCAGCGAUCAAAGAAGCGAUGAAUUGUCGCUGCAUUCCACGCGACGUCAGCCCUACGAACAAGAAGAAGAAAGGAUGCCUGUUACGGUCGGAAUUUGCAUCGUUACGGCAUUCAACGUCGGUGGAGCCAUUCUAUUCGCAGCCUGGGAGGGCUGGAGCAUUUUCGAUGGGGCUUACUACUGUUUCAUCACUCUCAGCACAAUCGGUUUUGGUGACAUCGUUCCGGGACAAUCGGUCGAUGACGAUGCCCAGGAAAAGCUGCUGGGCUGCGCUUUAUAUCUUCUUUUUGGAAUGGCAUUAAUUGCUAUGUGUUUCAAAUUGAUGCAGGAUGACGUCGUCCAAAAGGCUAGAUGGCUGGGGCAGAAAGUGGGAAUUUUGGUCAAAGAAGAAUUGACCGAUUCCGAGUCUGACCUUGAUGAUGAUGAUAUUUUGGAAGAGGACGAUGAAGACGAUGUAUUGUCGGAAGAAAAGACGGAUCAGGAUAAAAGAACAAUCUCAUCCGGAUCUUCAAAAGCACGCGACGAAGAGCAACGGCGCCCGAGAAGACGA